AAUUGGGACAAGACAAAAAAAACAAAAAGAUAAAAAGAAAAAGAAAAAAAACACUUUGGGACCCAAUAAUUUUGGUAUCUCCGCUCUGGCGGUGCCACUCCGAAAGACGCUCAACGCUCUCCGCCCAACAACUACGCCCCGUCUCAUUCCGCCACGAUCCCAUUUCUGUGUGCCUAUAUAUAUACGUACGGCCAGACUUGCUCAGUUUAUGUGCGAAUCAAUCACCGAGGGAGAGAGAGAGAGAUUGAUUCUGGGCGUUAAUGGCGUUGUUGUUGAGGCUGAGACCUGGAGACGCCACAGGUUUCAAGUUCCUGUUCUCGCUGGCGUUCAUGUACGCUCUAAUGGCGGCUCUCGUUUACUGCGUCGUCCACAUGAAGUUCAUCUCUCCGCUUCCCGCCGACGCCCCUCUCGAUCGCUUCUCCGAGGCCAGAGCCUUCGAUCACGUCCGCGUCUUGGCCGAGGAAAUCGGCGGUCGUCAGGAAGGGAGAUCGGGCCUCAGAGAAGCUGCGACAUACAUUAGAUCGCAGCUGGAGAUGAUGAAGGAGAGAGCUGGGCCUAAUCUAAGGGUUGAAGUGGAAGAGACUCAGGUGGAUGGAUCCUUCAGCAUGAUGUUUUUGGGCCAUAGUAUAUCAUUGGGUUACCGAAACCAUACAAAUGUAUUAAUGAGAAUAUCCUCAUUGCAGUCUCGUGACACCGACACAUCAGUAUUGAUGAAUGCACAUUAUGAUAGUCCUCUUGGCUCCCCUGGAGCUGGUGAUUGUGGUUCAUGCGUAGCAUCACUGCUUGAAUUAGCAAGGCUUAUAAUAGACUCUGGAUGGGUCCCACCUCGACCUAUUCUUUUCCUCUUUAAUGGCGCUGAAGAACUUUUUAUGCUGGCUUCACAUGGCUUCAUGAUGAAGCACAAGCUGAGGGACUCGAUUGGAGCAUUUAUAGACGUGGAAGCAUCAGGAACUGGGGGUCCCGAUCUGGUCUGCCAAUCAGGACCUGGCUCAUGGCCGUCCCUUAUCUACUCUCAAGCUGCAGUCUAUCCAAUGGCACAUAGUGCUGCACAGGAUGUUUUCCCAGUAAUUCCCGGAGAUACUGAUUACAGAAUGUUUGCCAAAGAUUAUGGUGACAUUCCUGGGCUAGACAUUAUUUUUCUUCUCGGCGGUUACUAUUACCAUACUUCCUUUGAUACAGUGGACAGACUAUUACCGGGAAGCAUGCAAGCACGUGGGGAGAACUUGGUCAGUGUGCUUAAAGCCUUUACCAAUUCUUCUAAGCUAAAAAAUGCUGGCGAAAGAAGGUCCCUUGCGGUGGAUACCAACAAAUACACGGAUGAAAGAGCUGUUUUCUUUGAUUACCUAACACUGUUCAUGGUGUACUAUCCAAGAAGAGUGGCCUUGGUACUUCACAGCAUUCCAUUUGUUUUGUUCCUUCUUGCUCCUUUUUUCUCGUAUGUGCCGGAACCUGGACUGCAGCCUCGGCUGGCAACCUUCUGGGCUUUCUUGAAUGGAGUUAUGCACCAUGCUGCUGGAAUUUUCCUCGGCAUCAUAUUCCCUGUUCUGUUUUCAAUCAUCAGACUAUUCUUCACUUAUCCGAUGAGCUGGUUCGCUCAUUCAUAUUUGGCAUUCUUCAUGUUCAUCCCAUGCUCACUUUUUGGUCUUUUAGUUCCAAAAACUCUCUUCAAUGGGUUAUCUCAUUCUAAAACUGUUUCAUCUAAGAAGACAAUGAAAGUGGGUCAUUCUGAUGAAGCAAGGUUUUGGGGUGCAUUUGGGUUCUAUGCGAUUCUGACUUUGGCAUAUAUUCUGGCGGGGCUAAGUGGGGGAUUCUUGACUUUUUUCAAUUGCGUUUGUAUGCUAUUCGCAUGGAUUUGUUUAUGCUUAUCUGACAAGUCCUAUGGUCGUGAAUCACUCAGGUCUACCAUGUUUUAUGUGAUACCUCUUGUUCCCUGCCUUUUGUACUCUGUCUAUUUUGGUGGUCUACUGGCACAAUUUUUGAUUGAGAAGACAGGAAUGAUGGGAGCUGUUCCACCACCUUAUGGAUUUUACCUUGCAGAUGUACUUGUAGCUGCAGUUGUAGGAGUCGUCACCGGCUGGUGCUUUGGCCCAAUUCUUCCUAUUUGCGAUCGUUGGCUCGCAAAAUCAUCUAUCUUGAAAUUCUUUCUGCACUUAACAGUGGUUACCUUGGCAAUAUCCUCACAGUUCUUUCCUUACAGCAAGGAUGCACCUAAGAGAGUUGUGCUCCAACAUACAUUCAUCACGACAGGUGGAAAUGAAAUCGUGGACACGAGUUAUGAUGUUGCAGUUGUUGAUUCUAAUUCUAUGGAGUUUGUAUUUAAGCAUGCACCGAAACUGGCGAAAGAAUUAGAUGUUGAUGCCGGUUUUUCUUUGGCCAAGGCAGAUGCCUCUCCUGAAGAGGCUUGGUUGGCACUUUUCCCCAUCUCGUCGGUAGUAACGAGAAAUGCAAGGUUCCCCGCUAAAGCAGACGCGGUCCAAAGACGAUACAGCCAUUUCCCGUGUUUAUCUAGUUAUAAACCUCAAACAACAUAUGAAAAGGGAUCUCGAAGGAUUCAUCUGGAACUUUCCCUAGGCUCGUUGGAGGAAAUCUGGGUCACGGUUAUGAACAUCACAGGGCCGUUAUCAGGAUGGUCGUUCGCAGACGGCAAACCUCCAGCUCCUGAAGUCCCAGAAGGCGGUCCGCCAUCAUAUAUAUUGAGACUCAGUGGAAAUAGCACUGAGAAGUGGGAGUUCUGGCUAGAGUUGCAGGCGAUUGGUGAGGAAGAACUAAGAGUGGAGGUGGCAGUUCUUGAUCAGGUUCUUGAUGAACGGACACAAACAUUGAAGGGUCUUUUCCCUGAAUGGGCCGACGUUGUUUCUUAUUCCAGCUUCCUCUCAACCUAUGUCUUCUGAGCAUCAUCAAACUAUUCAUGCUUGUCCGAAAUUCUGUUAUUGCAAGUGUAAGAUUAUAGAUCUUUCUUUUCAGUUCUAUAAACGUAUGAAGUAGAAUUACAAAAUUCAAAUUUAGGAGAGAUUAUUUAUUGUAGAAUUUUUUUAAUA
Molecule: messenger RNA, 3038 nt
Organism: Tarenaya hassleriana
Lineage: Eukaryota; Viridiplantae; Streptophyta; Magnoliopsida; Brassicales; Cleomaceae
Product: endoplasmic reticulum metallopeptidase 1
Exons: 21
Coding region: 261-2891 (876 amino acids)
Biological process (GO): proteolysis
Molecular function (GO): metalloexopeptidase activity
Source: RefSeq, a predicted model, not a curated record